Molecule: messenger RNA, 608 nt
Organism: Neltuma alba
Lineage: Eukaryota; Viridiplantae; Streptophyta; Magnoliopsida; Fabales; Fabaceae
Exons: 5
Coding region: 113-439 (108 amino acids)
Source: RefSeq, a predicted model, not a curated record
UUCUGUGUUCUGGCAACUGUUGCAGAGCUUGGGAGGCUUUUGUGGGGUCACAUAUUUGAGUGUUGCACCGCAGGGACUGAAACAAGUCCUUCUAACAGGGGGAAUUCCUCCAAUGGGAGAUGCUUGUACUGCAGAUUCUGUAUACAGGGCGUGCUAUGAGCAAGUUAUGUGCCGAAUUGACAAGUACUACAAAAGAUAUCCUGAGGACAUCAAAAUUGUUCAAGAGCCGGUUACUUAUUUAGCUGAAAAGGGAGGGUUAGGUGACGCUUCCAUCUGGGGGCAUAUUAACGCCCAGAGAACUCCAGACUCUGGGUCUUUCUGGCUGGGGAUAUGGAGCUGGGCUAACCUGUGUAAAGUGUGGGAUCCCAUUUUGGUUCCAGAAGCACCCAAGAGAAUCAGCUACAACUUCUUAAGUUCUUUUUUCAUCUAUGCACUUUGAGAAGUGGUUGAGUUUUGAUACACAUCCCCUCCAUGCCGUCCUGCACGAACCCAUCUACUGUCAGGGUGCUCCUAGUAGGUGGUCUGCUAACAGAACAAGGGCAGAAUACAAAAGCAAGUUCCAUGCUACUACCUCCAGUCCUAAUUAUAAGAACUAGUUAACUAAUUUG